Molecule: messenger RNA, 480 nt
Organism: Prunus avium (sweet cherry)
Lineage: Eukaryota; Viridiplantae; Streptophyta; Magnoliopsida; Rosales; Rosaceae
Source: RefSeq, a predicted model, not a curated record
AUGGGUUUUGUUAAAGUAAAUAUCGAUGGGAGUUGGCAAAGCAAUGGUAGAAAAGCUAGUGUUGGAGUGGUAGUUCGAAAUUCAGCUGGGGAGUUUCUUGGCGGCUUGGCUGCAUCACGGGUGGGUCACUCUGCUCUUGAGGUGGAGGCUGAAGCAGCAGUCAUGGGGCUGGAGUUUGCAGCCAAUCUUGGCUAUAGUGAUGUCUACAUGGAAACUGACUCAAAGACCCUUGUGGACGGGAUCAAGGGGGAUAUAAGGAACUGUGCCUGGACUAUCAGGCCUUCUAUUGAGGUUAUCUGGCGCAGAGCUGAUCAAUUCAGAAGAGUUUUUUGGCGUUGGGUUCAGAGGAGUUCAAAUCGAGCAGCUCACGAGGCUGCAACGAUUGGUUGCCGAGUAGUGGAGCUGGAAAGCUGGGUUACUCAACCACCGCUGCCUCCCAUACAUGUUUUGGUGUCUGAUGGACUUCCUGGUCCUCCUUAA